This is a messenger RNA of Racocetra fulgida, 537 nucleotides long. NCBI's taxonomy places the organism in Eukaryota, Fungi, Glomeromycota, Glomeromycetes, Diversisporales, Gigasporaceae. The record is from the annotation of a GenBank genome assembly.
AUGGCAACGAGUAAUGAUAGAUGUGUUCAAAGGGAAUUAAGCACUUUAUCAUGUGAAUCUAAUGGUAUGAAUAAUUCUGGUAGUGUUUUUAACACUUCUGCUCUUUCUAAAUCAUCAUCAGUUUGUGAAGUGGAUGAUACUUUUAAGAAUUCAAGAAAUGUUACACCUUAUAAUAAUUUAAACAAUAAUAUUAUAGCUAAUGAGAGUUUCGAGGAUGAAAUGAUUGUACUUAAUAAUAGUUUAAGAAAUAAUAUAAUUAAUAGUAGUUUUGAAACUACAAAUGAAAGCGAUAUAUUUAAUUAUAAUCUAGUAAAUGAUAUUGAUAUUACAGCACGAAAACUUCUUACUAAACAACAAAAUUACAUUGAAUGGGAAGACAGAAAACUUAAAGUUCAACAAAAAAAAUUAGAAUUACUUAAAGAAGAAAUUGCGCUUCAGGAAAAAUUUAAAAAUAUUUUAAUAAAUUUAACAAAUAUUUGCUAUAAUAUAUCUUAUUUUCAUAAAUUCAGUUUAAAAAGUUUAUCGAAAAGACUAUAA